GACGUCACGUGCUGAUACAUGUGGAUAAGCGGUCUGUGACACAACAUUUCAAUAUUUUAAACUGUGUCGUAUUACCUGUAGUUAACCCUGCGUUUAAGAAAUAAAUUUGACGCCUUACUCCUGCAUUUCAUUCACAUGGAACGACAUGAACCAGCAGUUAUUUAGAAAACCUGCCGCAGCCGCCUGAAUGUGCUAGCCGGAUCGCUAACCCACUCUAGCAAAGAAAGUAAAAUCUAAAUGACAUGGAGAACUACAGAAAAGCAAACACAAUAGAGCAGCCCUGCCCAUGUCCGUUCCCCGACCUGCCCAGCGACACUCCAGAAGUUCGAGUGAAGGAUGGUAGCAAAAUCCGCAACCUCAUGAGGUUUGCUUUAAGCCGUAUGGAGGAGAAAACAGCAGCCUCGGCAGAUCAUGAAGGUUCAGAGGUGAGCGUUGGGACAGGGGACAAUCUGUGUCGCCAAAUAGUAUUCACAGGCGUGGGUCAGAGCGUUGCAAAAGCAAUCACGUGUGUAGAGAUCAUGAAACGGCGCAUUCAUGGGCUACAUCAGCUCACUAAGCUGGCCUACCGCACACUUCAGGAUGUCUGGGAGCCGCUGGAGCCUGGGGCCGGGCUGGACAGUCUCACCGUCAGCAGAAAUGUACCUAGUAUUUGGGUUCUUCUCUCAAGAGACUCGCUUGAUAAGAACCAGCCGGGUUAUCAAGCUCCAGGCUCUUUUGACGCCUUGUGGAUUCAGGCUCUCAAAGAGGAAGCAGCAACUCCGAGACAUGGACAGAGAAGGAAGAGGGGGGGAACUGGGACUGGACGGGCAGAAGUGGGUGGUAGGGGAAAGGGGCCGCGUAAACACCCCGGGCGACCUGGAGAUACACGAAAACCUCCAGGUCAUGCAGGUGGUGGACAGGAGGGAAUGAACGUAUGAAUUAUUAUUGGACUUAACCUUUCAUAGUUAUAAAUUUGUUUGUACUUGCUCAGUUUUAUCUUAUUUUAAAAUAUUUUUUGUGCCAUAUCAUAUAAAAUGAAAAAAAAAGGGGUAAUUUAUGUAAUGCAUUUCUGAAAACAACCAUCAUAAAUUGUUCACCCUCAUGCCAACACAAUAUGAUUUUGUCUUUUUUUUAAUAGAACACAACAUUUUUUAAGAAUGAAGUUUUUUUUAAUUAUGCUUGCAAAUGAAAAAAGUUAUAUGUUGUAAUUGUUAGCAAGCAAGAACUUUUGUCACAGUUUUGACUUGAGGGUUUGUACAUUUUUUUGUUAGCUGUUUUUUUUAAUUACUUUGCUUCAAACUAAAUUUCAUGAAAUAAAUUUUCAAUCAGCUGUUCUCUGUUUUAUACAUUAACACCGGCUUCUGUUAAAAAGGUUAAUAAGAAUAAUCUAUUCAGUAUAUACUGUAGUGUAAUUGGAUAAUAUCCUAUAUAAAGUCCUGUACAGUUGCAGUCAAACAUUUUCAACCCACUUGAUGUGCAAGACAUUUUGCUGCCAUGAACAAAAUUGUAUUAAAACAGUUCCUUAAAAAGCAUCAAUAAAGCGUUGUGCAUAAUUCAA
Messenger RNA from Danio rerio (zebrafish), 1537 nucleotides. RefSeq names its product ribonuclease P/MRP 25 subunit-like (gene rpp25l). Gene Ontology annotation, molecular function: nucleic acid binding. The record is from RefSeq and is marked provisional. Gene Ontology annotation, cellular component: nucleus. Lineage: Eukaryota; Metazoa; Chordata; Actinopteri; Cypriniformes; Danionidae.